Messenger RNA from Sphaeramia orbicularis (orbiculate cardinalfish), 964 nucleotides. Its product is annotated as leucine-rich repeat-containing protein 72. The record is from RefSeq and is a predicted model, not a curated record. The coding region runs from base 197 to 811 and encodes 204 amino acids. Lineage: Eukaryota; Metazoa; Chordata; Actinopteri; Kurtiformes; Apogonidae. The transcript has 5 exons.
CAAUGUGAUUAUCCCCAUCAUGUGAUCGACAGCCGGGUAUGAAAGAGGGCCUUUUAUUUAGUGUGGAAGCAGUUCUCAGAGGUCUGUGGACGGGGAGAAGCAACACCGCGUCCUCUUCUGCUCGGGUUUGAUCAUGUCAUGAUCAUCUGACCUUGGCAGAGGGGCUGAAAACUUGGCAUUUGCUGGUGUUUUUGUCAUGGACCAUCACACCUCAGGGCAACAAACGCAGCACAACCAAUCCACAAGCUUUCAGUGGCUUUCUUUUGCAUACCAGAGUCUGACUGAAAUCCCCUAUGACACCAUAUUAACGCAGACUGAAACCCUGGAGGUUCUGGACCUGAGUUACAAUCUGCUGGAUGAGAACCCGGUUCUUCUGGGUCAGCUGGAGAAGCUCAGCACUCUGAUCCUGGACUGUAACAACUACACGUCUCAUGUCAAGUUUCCCUACAUGCCGAGCGUCACCACCGUCUGCAUCAACAAGAACAAGAUCAACAACCUGCCAGUGUUCGUGGAGGAAAUUAGAAGAAAGUUCCCAAAUAUUAAGAUCCUCAGCAUGAUGAACAACGAGGCUGCACCCAGUUACUUUAAUGGAGGAAGUCUGACCCAGUAUAAGGACUACAGACAGUAUGUCAUCAGUCAGAUCCCAGGUCUGGAGAUUCUGGAUGAUACCGAGGUUAUGGAAAAGGAGCGAGUCCUGGCCAGAAAAACCUACAGACUGCAGCGGUUCAGUCACAGCAGCAGCAGGAAGAGGAAAGAUGAUUCAUCCAAGAAACACACACGCAUACAGAAAAAGAAGAACACCGUCAUCUGACAAUAGGAUUCAUAUGUUCUACAACCAUUAAGUUCUAUCAUCAGCAAAAUCCCGCACAUUGUAGCUUAUUGUAUCAUAUCAAUAAUAGAAUGAAAUAUACAAAUAUUAUGUUUUGUAUAGCUGUACAUGACAAUAAAUGGAAAUAUGUGUUUC